AUGAGCUCCGACAUCCAUCUCCGCGCAAUAACCCGCAGCCAAUCUCGAGACGGUGUCACGGAACCGGAAGCCGUGCACGUAACGGACCUGCGCCGGGUAUGCACGUCUCUCGAGUCCAACACUGUGAAGUACUGUGGCCCUGAGCCACUUGCGACACUCCCGACCGCGCUCGACGUUGAGGGAAGUGCGACCUUCGCCUCUCAUCCUUCAACCGAAGCGCUACCUGCUCUUCCGGCUCUUCCUGACGACGACGCCGAUGUAUUCGCCUCGCUGCCUCCUGUCGACGGGGGCCGAAGAGCAUGGACGUUCCUCGCUGCCGCCACCGUGAUGGAGACCAUCACGUGGGGCCUGACGUACAGCGUAGGCGUGCUGCACGCGUACUGGGUGAAGGAGAUGUUCCCCAACAACGAAAGCACAGUCACACUCGCCGCGACGCUGAUGAACGGAAUGCUCCUCGUCGCGGGCGGACUGUUUGCACCAGUGCUCACCUUCUUCGCCUACCACACGACAUAUCUUCAGCUCCUCGGACUGGCCUGUGGAACCGCUGCCCUCGUUGGGUCAGCCUUUGUAACCGAGGCAUGGCACCUCAUCAUCACGCUUGGAUUCCUGUACCCCAUGUCUAUGCGCGCCGCCGUCGGCGGUGUCGUGUUCCCGCUCAUGGGCGAAAGUCUUCUCAAUCGCAUCGGCUACAAGGGCACAAUGUACUCGCUCGGCGGCCUGUUCGGCGGAGCCAACGCCGCGUCCAUGAUCUUCGUCACGCGCCGCAUUCCCCUCCCCUCAAAACGAUCGGGACGGCGUGCGCAGACCUUCUGGCCGAAGCUCGACUACGGCUUCCUGAAGCACCGCGCAGUGUACAUGAUGGGCCUGUGGGUGCUGGUGUCGGCGAUGGCGGCCUUCCUGCCCUCGCUGUGGAUGACGACCUUUGCCUCGGACGUCGGUGCGAUGAACGGCACCUCACUCGUGGCGAUCAUGUACGCGUGCUCUGUCGUCGGCAACAUCGCGACCGGAUGGUUGGUCGACCGGUAUCAGCCGCGCAUCGUUGUGUUCACCGCAUGCGUGUCGGCGGGCUUGGCGGCGUGGCUCCUAUGGGGCUUCGGCACGAGCAACGCUUGCCUCGUCGCAUUCUGCGUCAUCUGGGGCCUCACAGCGCUCUGCUCCGCGUCGGCGUGGGGCCGCAUGGUCGCCUACAUCGGCAAGGACGACCACACCCUGCCCGGGCUCCUGACGAGUCUCAUGAUGAUGCUCCGCGGCGUCGGCAGCUUUGUCUCUGGCCCUCUGUCCACGGCUCUCCUGAGCCAGGGCGCGCUCAAAGGCGCAGUCUCGGCUUACCGCUCUAACUAUGGCGCCAUGCUCAUGUUCACGGGCGUCGUCACUUUUGUUGGCGGCGUGAUCGGCGGUGGCUUCCCGACCGUCUGA
Trichosporon asahii var. asahii CBS 2479 is the source of this 1416-nucleotide messenger RNA. Its product is annotated as monocarboxylic acid transporter. The record is from RefSeq and is a predicted model, not a curated record. Bases 1 to 1416 code for a protein of 471 amino acids. Gene Ontology annotation, cellular component: fungal-type vacuole membrane. Gene Ontology annotation, biological process: transmembrane transport. Gene Ontology annotation, molecular function: transmembrane transporter activity. Lineage: Eukaryota; Fungi; Basidiomycota; Tremellomycetes; Trichosporonales; Trichosporonaceae. The transcript is spliced from 2 exons.